Molecule: messenger RNA, 1293 nt
Organism: Staurois parvus
Lineage: Eukaryota; Metazoa; Chordata; Amphibia; Anura; Ranidae
Source: the annotation of a GenBank genome assembly
GGGGCAUUGGUGAGGUUAUCGGUUGUUCCUGUAAUGGCGGAGCGCGGGGACUCCGAUGCGGAGAGAUACAAUAGUGACAUUAGGAUGGCGCAGCAACAGCAGGCACUACGAUUUCGUGGUCCUACACCUCCCCCGGCUGCUGUUUUAAGAGGCCCACCUCCUCUCUUGCGUCCACCUCCUCCUUUUGGUAUGAUGCGAGGACCUCCGCCACCACCACGACCUCCAUUUGGACGUCCUCCUUUUGACCCUAAUAUGCCACCAAUGCCACCCCCUACUGGAAUUCCACCUCCAAUAGCUCCUCCUCAUCUUCAGAGACCUCCCUUUAUUCCUCCACAUAUUGGAAGCAUGCCACCUCCAGGAAUGCUGUUUCCACCAGGGAUACCGCCAGUUUCUUCACCCGCUACACCUUCAAAUCCCAGUCCUAACACUGUGCCUACACAGGCACCAACACUGCCACCAAAUGAAGAAAUCUGGGUGGAAAAUAAGACCCCAGAUGGCAAGGCAUAUUUUUACAAUGCUCGAACCCGUGAAUCUUCAUGGACUAAACCUGAUGGCGUAAAGGUUAUCCAGCAGUCGGAACUGACUCCAUUAAUGGCAGCCCAAGCUCAGGCACAAGCUCAGGCCCAAGUAGUGCAAGCCCAAGUCCAGGCCCAGGCAGUUCAGGCACAAGCUCAGGUGGCUCAGGCACAAGCUCAAGUGCAGGGUCAGCCUGUUCAUGUGCAGAAUGCCACUGCUCCCUCUCCAACAACCUGUAGCCCUUCAUUAAUGGUAUCUACAUCAGCAACUUCAGCCAGUCAGUCGUCUACAACUAAUACUUCCACAUCGAACUCUGUCCCACAGGUGGUUCCUAGUUUAUCUGCUCCUGAGCAAUCCCAGACUGUUUCUGUGACAACCUCAUCCUCAGUCAGUGUGGCAGCAUCUCUGCCCACAGUCUCAUCAGUGCAAGCUCUGCCUCAACCUCUUUCCCAGGCAUUGCCACCAACGGUUCCUCAUGCCUUGCCGCAGCCUACAGCAGCAAUCCCAGCUUUCCCUCCAGUUAUGGUACCCCCAUUCCGAGUUCCUCUUCCAGGCAUGCCUAUACCACUUCCAGGUGUAGCAAUGAUGCAAAUAGUCAGCUGCCCGUAUGUAAAGACAGUCGCUACCACCAAAACCGUGGAAAUGUCUCUAGGUGUCUUGCCUGGAAUUGCUCCUCCAAUUGUCCCAAUGAUACACCCUCAAGUGGCCCUUGCUGCUUCUCCGGCCACACUAACAGGAGCGACAAUGAUGUCUGAAUGGUCCGAAUAUAAAACUGCU